AUGUGUCGGCUCCUCGGCCUGGGCCCGGGGGGCUCCCUCAACGUCCGAGUUUCCGCCCCUGCCGGGCUCGUCCGCCCCUGCUGCCCCAGCCUCACCCACUGCCACCCCUGUGCCUCGCUAGGCUCCUGCUCCGGCACCCCAGCCACAGCCUACCGUCCCCCCUGUGCCAGCUGCCAGUCCCCCCGCUGUCGAUGGGUCGACCCCUGUCCUCCAUCAGAUCCUCGCUGCAGUCACCCAGCUGCAGGAGACGCUGCUGCUGCAACGAUCUCCAAGGUGGCGGCCUUGGAGCAGCGAGUCUCCACGCCACCGCCUGUGCGUGAGCUCUCCUCCAUCCCGGCCCCUGCUCCUUCUUCGGCCCCGGGCCCGUGCCCUGCCCUGCCGUCUGCUGGUGAGGCCAUGGACGCCGAUAGUGGGGACAGUGUGGUUCCCCCUGCGGGCCAGAUGCAGAACACCCCUGCAACCCCACCAGCUGUGGUGACUGCAGCUGUCGAGGGAACGGCCGAACCUCGCCAUGGCCAGACGGGUCCUUCACCUUCACCUGCUGAUCCUCCACUGUAG
Eriocheir sinensis (Chinese mitten crab) is the source of this 558-nucleotide messenger RNA. RefSeq lists its product as uncharacterized. The record is from RefSeq and is a predicted model, not a curated record. NCBI's taxonomy places the organism in Eukaryota, Metazoa, Arthropoda, Malacostraca, Decapoda, Varunidae. The coding region runs from base 1 to 558 and encodes 185 amino acids. The transcript is spliced from 2 exons.